This is a messenger RNA of Apis dorsata (giant honeybee), 6881 nucleotides long. RefSeq names its product rho GTPase-activating protein 32 (gene CdGAPr). Bases 1035 to 5651 code for a protein of 1538 amino acids. Gene Ontology annotation, molecular function: GTPase activator activity; protein binding; phosphatidylinositol binding. NCBI's taxonomy places the organism in Eukaryota, Metazoa, Arthropoda, Insecta, Hymenoptera, Apidae. The transcript is spliced from 8 exons. Gene Ontology annotation, biological process: small GTPase-mediated signal transduction. The record is from RefSeq and is a predicted model, not a curated record.
AGUAUUCAUUCUUCUUCCAGUCAAGACGCGAGGAUCAGGUUAGGCAGGUCGGAUUGACAGUAGAGAGCGGAAACGGCAUUUUGUUGGAACUUGUAAAUGAAGGUUAACUUUGUCGCGAACUUAGUGAAGUCUGUGGACAAGAUCGAAGGCAAUGCCACAGCAAAACUGUCAACAAGAUCUCCGUAUUGGUUUACAAGUCUCGCGGUGAAUUAACCAGGGACAAACAUGGCUCGCGUUCCGGCAGACGUGUGUUUUUCUUCGUGGUGAACCUACCUCUUUCUCUCUCGUUCCUUGUCCCUGCCUCUGUUUCGCCAGGCAGGGAUUCUCAACUUCGGGAGUGGUAAUAUUCACGCAAGUACGUAAUGCAUACACCUAUUGUAAUGUGCGUAUCAUACGGCUUAACGUAUAUUAAUAUACACACGGUAAGGGAAGAGGAGCUUCCCUCUUGUUAGUAUGCAAGUGCCGUUUCGAUGCCCCUUACGUGGCCUUAUUUGCACUCGUGUACAAUCGGCGCGCGAAACGAAUCAAAAUGACCGUUCUCCUUUUCGCAUGAUUUUUUUUGGAAUAUAUGCUUAACCCAUGUAAGUACGUUUUAAUUUUCAACCAUUCGCAGUAAAAUAUUAUGUGUCCUUGUGUAUUUCUCUUACUCUUGUUCAUCGUGAAUGUGUGUGUGUGCGUGUAACGGUGCAGUAAAUGGCGGAGGAUGUAAAAGGGCUUUCCUAGUCUACGAUGUGCCAGCAAAGAAUUAUCGGUAUUGUCGUUUCCCUGACAUAACCGCCGUUACUUCCCCUCGUUCGUAGUUUCAGAAGAACGUGAAAGAGGAAUAAUGGUUCAAUCGAGAGGAAAGUAAAAUCCUGCCGUCAUCCUGGCGCGUGGCAAACCAGGCCAAAGGCCUGGAUCCUCAUCCUCCUCGUCCUCGUCCACGGAGAGGUUGCAAAGGAUGCCAGGACCGGCACAAGAGAGGCCCCGUGCGCAACGACUCACCGAUAUCGAGCCUCAAACUGCAAAAUACACCAAUCAGCUCUGGCAGCAACAUGAGCAGUAUAGCAAGGUUUCCAAAAUUGGACGAGUGUGCCCACUUUCAUUACGAACAUGUUGAACUCAGUUCUUUGGAGGUUUCGCUUAGCGAGGGUACCAAUGAUUCAGACAGCUACGCGGUCAGAGUAACAUCCGGGGACGCAUGCUGGACGUUGCAGCGAUCAUACGAUAAUUUUGUUAUGUUCGACAAGCAAUUGCAUCGGUGCAUAUUCGACAGGAAGUUCUCUUCCUUAACCAAGCUUCCAGAUACACGGCCAAAAAACACCUGUGAUAUACUGAGGGACUAUUUGAACAGGUUCUCCCAGUUAAAUCAUGAAGGCCUAAAUUGCGGUCCUGUGUUAAAUUGGUUGCAGCUAGACAAUAGGGGAAGAAGAAUCCUCGUCCCAGAGUCAGAUUCAUGCCCCAUUAAUACUCCUGCAGUAGCCGCGGCUUAUGCUGUUAGACCUUACGUAGCUCAGGCGCCGGAUGAAAUCUCGUUUCAGGUUGGAGAUAUGAUUUCGGUGAUAGAUAUGCCCCCUCCAGGGGAGAGUACAUGGUGGCGUGGGAAGCACGGAUUUGCAGUCGGUUUUUUCCCGGCCGAAUGUGUGGCUGUGAUCGGGGAUAAAGUGCCACGGCAUCUCACCGUGUCGACGACAGUUAGAUCAAAGUUACCCGUGAAACCGGUGCUCAGAAAGCACGGGAAGCUAAUCGCCUUUUUCAGAUCGUUUAUAUUGAAUAGACCGUCUAGAAGACGAUUGAAGCAGUCAGGAAUUCUUAAGGAACGUGUAUUUGGUUGUGAUUUAGGGGAACAUCUUUUAAAUUCUGGUCAAGAUGUGCCUACUGUUUUAACGUGCUGCGCUGAAUUCAUCGAGAAUCAUGGCCUGGUGGAUGGUAUAUAUCGUCUAAGCGGCGUGACAUCGAACAUUCAGAGAUUACGAAACGCGUUCGACGAGGAUCGUGUUCCUGCAUUGCAUUCCGAUGAAAGUAUUCUACAAGAUAUUCAUUCUGUCGCCUCGUUGUUGAAAAUGUACUUCAGAGAGCUACCGAAUCCGCUCUGUACGUACCAGCUUUAUUCCACUUUCGUUAGCGCGGUUCAAGCUAGUACCGACGCGGAAAGAUUGAGGCGGAUGAGGGAUACCGUUAGAAAAUUACCACCACCGCACUACAGAACGUUAGAAUAUCUUAUGCGACAUUUAGUGAGAGUCGCAGCUCGAGGAGCGGAGACUGGUAUGACGCCGCGUAACGUUGCGAUUGUUUGGGCUCCGAAUCUCUUAAGAUGCAAGGAAUUGGAGGUUGGGGGCGUAGCCGCGUUGCAAGGCGUCGGUGUGCAGGCUGUGGUCACGGAAUUUUUGGUCUGUUACGCCGAAUUGAUUUUCGGAGACGGCCCGGUCGGAAGGCCGAAAUCAUUGGCCAUUACAACACCGGCGAGAUUGCUUAGUUUGGAAGAGGCUCGAAAUCGUAGCCUGAGAGGUGAGCCUGAUUACGUGGAAGUGGGCGCUGGUCCAGCCGGGUUACCAUUACAUUACCAUACGGUCAUAGAAUUACCGCGAAAGAGAAAUGGCUCGAAACGUUCACCCUCGUUGAACUGGAGAGCUUUGUUCGGUCGAGGUGGUUUGGGUGCCAGAGGAAAAACAAGACAAGUUGGCACGCCACCUCAAACAGAAACGGUGCCAAGUUCCUUAAACUCCUUACGACGAUUAAGACCAGUGAAAAGCGCAGACAGUUUGGAUGGUGAGGACAGUUUAGGUCCUCUGCUGGGACCGCCACCAGCUAGACCUUGCGGGCAUAGUCGAUCAGUUUCGCAUGAUUCCUAUUUCGAUCAUUUAGCAGACGCACCGAAUACCGCGUCGCCGUUGGAUUUGUCGGAAAUACAGCUUAACUUCGACUUGGAGGAACGAGAAAUGCGAAUGUUCUCGGAGGAGGAGAGUGGGGGAGUUGCAUCGGUGGAAGCAUCUCCUCGACGGCAAAGAACGGAAGGAACGCAGAAUAUAGCCGCUACCGGUGGAUCCAAGAGGAAGAGAUCGCGAUUAGAGGAAAGACUGCAAUGCGACGUUGAGUUGCGCUUCAUUGAUAGCCAAAGUCCUGAUCAGGUGAUGGUAUCUGCAGAUAUUCAUAGCAUGGAUACUCCAUCUCCUUUGCCAACACCAGGGUACCUACCGUUAUUAUCCGAAGCUUCAACCCCGCUCACACCCGCUACACUACACGGAACACCGCAUUCUACGUCACCUGUACCAGCUAACAGUCCUAGGAUAAGUUUCCGAAGUUUCACUUUACCUUUAGAAAUCGAUGACGAACAAAGUAACGCGAAUAAACUGAACAGAACUAGCGUGUCUUCCGAUAAAUCAUCCGACCCUAGUCAUAGGUUAUCUGUAAACUUAGAAGGGCAGAGUAAUGCUAAAUCCUGUGAGAGAAUAAUGGCAUACGACAAGCACAUAGAUUUGUACGAUGAUAAAGAGCCUUCCAAGACUCAAAAGACUUCGAAGGAAACAAACUUAGUUGUAUCGGAUGUAGUCGACCAAGAAAUGAUGCCUUGCGAGAGGCUAAUGUCUCAUCCUAGCGAGAUAGACUCUAGUAAAGUAACAACGUCUAUUUGUAAGGAUAUAGAAAAUAGAUCAAGCUCGUGUCCCGUUGAAGAUAAUAAAUCUCGUAGCGGAGACACCAGAGAUACGUUGGACGUGCGAAAACACGAUGUACCGAUGAACAAAUCGAUCGUUUCGCAAAACGACGAUUUGGCUGCUAUGGCUGGAAAUUCAAACGCACAUAGGAACGAAUUACCAGGACUGCCAUUAUCCAGCGCAACAGAUCUCGAUUCUCCGAUGUCAUGCGAACAAACGAUCGAGGAUUUGCCCGAUUCCGGUUUUGUGAUUUGUGAUAACUCCGACAAGAUAUUUACAAACACAGAAACAUCACAGAUGAUAUCCAACACUAACGAUUCCGGUGAGUGGGUGAUAGUAGAGACAACCGGUUCGAUUACGACACCUACGAGCGAAUCAAGUAGCUCUAAGGAUCCUUUAGAAGGCACCGUGAAUAAUGCGAUUGCAACGGAUGCACCGCAACUAAGAUCGAUAUCGGAAAAUGUUUCCAGAACUUCUUUGGAUCUCACUAUGGGUUCAACUGUGGAUACUGAUACGUCUUGCAUCGGCGUCAGUGACUUGACCGAAAGUCCCGUUCUUCCUCAGGAAUCGGCUGAAAUGACAUUCGACGUUGCUGAUAAUAGAGAACUCGAGGAACAUGAUGUUAACACGGUACAAAGAACUUCUAGAGUUUUCGAUGAUCAAACAAAUUUUGGAGUGGUUGAUUCUGGGAAUAAUUUUUCAAAUAUCGUGCAUUCGCCUGUACAAGAUCAAGAUAAUGGAAAUCAGAAGAUACGUACCGUUAGUAUGGCGGAUAUUCAUUUAAAUCAAAAAUCUAAUGAAAUGGAGCAUGAAAACAACGCUUGUUACACGCAAUUAGAUAACACUAAAGCGUUCAAUAGAAAUGAGAAUCCAGUGAAGGAACAGAUUCUCGUAGAAGAAGAAACUUUUGCAAAUUCUCAACGAUCCUCAAAAAGUCUCGAUUUUCAACAACAAGAAAUUCGACGUUCGUUGCAGUUACAUCAGAAACCACAAUUUCAGGCAAGUGACCGCUGCUCGUUCCCCAAUCAAUCAAAGAAGAGUCAAAAUCUUGAUUUAUCUUUAACUAAUGUUGAUAACAACAAGCAACGUUGUCAAAAUCAAAAAUCAGAAAAGUGCCAAAGUUUUGAAUAUGUUUCGCCAAAGGAAUCGACCCAGAACGGUCAACAGCACAAACAAUUUUCCUCGCGUGCUGAAGAAUCAUUGAAAUGCAAUAACGUGAAGAACAGCCAAUUACAAGAGCACAUUGAAGUGGUAAUACCAUCGGAGAAUGCGGCAGAACCUAGUGAGAUAGCUCAUCCUCCAGAAGGUGCAUCCGAGACAACAUCCUUAAACUCAUCGUGUACUUUUUCAAAUACAUCUUCUCCGGUGGAUGAUUCUAUCGUUCUUCGAGACACGGCUGCUAUACUUCAAGAAUUAGCUUUGCAAAGGUUAUCUGGAGGUAUUGUGGGAGAUUUAUCCCUCCCACCAAGAAGAAGAUACGAAGCGGAAAGUAACAAGGAUCGAAGAAGCUUUGAUUCUGAAAUCGGUAGGGAAAUUGUACGUGAGCGAAAAAUGAAGCAAGAAUUGGAUUCUGCUCGGGGAAAGUCGGAAGAACCACCGGUAAAUAAUACUCAACACUUGCCACCAUGUUUGAGAGCUCGUCACGCGAGGGCGACACGAGCAUCGCUCAGUCGAUCUUUAGACGAAGCAAAAUUCAAUAAGAUGACGGAGGAAGCAUCUUUACCAGUAAAACAGGUUACAGAGGACGCGCAGCACAGUUCUACGCCUAAUGUUGGAACAGGUUCGAACGCUACGUCGAGUAGUUCUGAUAAAACGCAUUUAAAGAAUCUUGGGUUAGAUCUUGGCGAUCCUCAGUGUAGAGAAAGGAUAGAAAAGUACAAAGAAGAAAGGAGGACAUUCUUAAGGGAUAAAUACAGAUCGGAAAGCUUUCGAGGAAUGUUAUCGAAGACGGAAGAUGAUGGGGAACAAGCGCUUUUGGCUAGGUUAAAGCAGAGAGCUUCUAGACCCUCCCUUCAUUGAUAUUAAAGUAAUAUUUAUGGAAAUGUUCUGUCAAGUUUUUCCUGCGUUGAAUAAACGGCUCUGCAAUCGCGUCGCAUGAUGAACUAUGAUAUAUACUAUUCCAGUGAUCUAUUCGUUGUACCGAUCAUCGCAUUUAACCCUUUGUUCUCAACGACGUUCAAAUUUUAUUGAGGUACGUUUAUUUCUUUUUGUUUUUUUUUAUUAUUAUUAUUAUUAUUUUUCUUUUACAUUCGAAUAGAUAUGAAUUAUUCGAAUUAGAUAUAAAAACGUGUAUUUUUUUCGUUUGAAUAAUUUCAUAUGAUAUUAAAAAAAAUGGAUAUCAGUAUUUUACGAUAUUUAUCGAAAAUGAUAGUUAAUCGACUUAUAUCGACUUGUAUCAACUAAAUCGAUUUAUAUCGACUAAAUCGAUUUGUAUCGACUAUCGUAAUUUUAAAUGGAAGACAUAUUGAUUCUAACGUCCAAUUUCAAGAAACAUACGUACGAUUGAUUUUUUAAGUGAUUAAAAACUUUUUGCUGUUUUUCCUUUUUUUUUAAGUAUUUAAUUAAUAUUUCAUUUAAUAUUUAUCUUUUUCUGCGUGUUAGAUUAAUCGAGUACAAAGGAUUAAAGUGUGAAAUUCAAUAAAAUUAAAUUAAAGAUGAGUGGUAUAACGAAAAAAGAAAAAGAUGGUCUGAUGAUUGAUGCUUUUAGAAAGAAAAUCGAUGGAAAAUGUUCGGUUUUUUAUCGCUGUUGUUAACAGAACAGUUCGAUGAUAUAAACUGUAUCUUUUAAUUUAUUAUAUAAACGAUAUUAUACAUAAAUAUUAUUAGAUUAUUUCUGUUAUUGUUACGAGUCGUGUAAGAAAUCAAUUUUUGUCAUUAUUGUUAUCGUUCCCAAAGAUGUCCCAUUUUAUUAAUGCUUUUCGCGCUGUUCUGUUAAUCGACUAUUAAUUUAAUCGAUAUGUACCAGAGUGUAUUGGGUUCGUGGACUGAUUUGUUAUCGACCCUUUGCACACGAAACUGCAUUUUUUAACGUGAGUUGAAGUAAGUAUGUAAGCUUGUUUGAUAAAUUUUACGCAAAGUUAAAUGUUUUCACGUACGAAUUUAUAUAUAAAUACUCCUCUUGUGAUGGUUGAAUUAGAAAUCUUCGAAUAAUUAUAUGUUCGUAACGCGUAGUGCUUUAUAAAUACAUGUUUUCUCAUAUUUUAUUGUCGUCCUGUUUGUUUGAGAAUAACGAAAAAAGAUGACAAAAAA